Molecule: messenger RNA, 5043 nt
Organism: Daphnia pulicaria
Lineage: Eukaryota; Metazoa; Arthropoda; Branchiopoda; Diplostraca; Daphniidae
Gene: Asx
Product: polycomb protein Asx-like
Exons: 2
Coding region: 214-4179 (1321 amino acids)
Biological process (GO): positive regulation of transcription by RNA polymerase II; animal organ morphogenesis
Cellular component (GO): PR-DUB complex
Molecular function (GO): DNA binding; chromatin binding
Source: RefSeq, a predicted model, not a curated record
GGAACGUAAUACAACAUUGCGACAAACGAGACAAACACACAAAAAUGGCCGACAGUUGAAUUUUUUUUUCAUCAAUGAUCAAUGAAAAUUUGUGUUCAAAUCUCAGUAAAAACUGUUAAACUACACUCGAGUUAGAGUGAAGGAAGUGCAUAAAAUAUUUUUCGUAAAAACAACGUGAAACUUUCUCAUAUUUUCUAGUUGGCAAACGAAGAAAUGUCAGAAAGCUUUGGAAUUGACGUUAGUGUGGCUGAUUCGAUAAGCCCUGAGCCACGAAUGCUGAAGAGACCAACAUUGCAGUUAGCCUUGAAGCAGCAGGCUAAACGAAGAAGGAGGAACACAAGCAUAGCUACACAAGGAAAUGUGAAUGGAAUGCCACCUAUCCCAAGAGUGAUUGUUAAAGUGUUGCCUCCAUUGCCUUUAAAUGAACGGAACAAAGUGCAUGAAGGUACUGAAUCAGAAACUGAAGAAGUUCAACCCAUAACUCCGAGAAAUGCUUCAGUAAGUGUACCAACUCAGACAACCAUGAGAGAAGUGCUGGCAUCCAUUCCUGGUUUUAAAACAACAAAAAGAACUACAAGAAAUUUAUCUGCUGCAGCUCAAAUACAAAGAGCUCAAGAGGGUUGUGUUGAUCUUCAAAAUCCAUCUUCCAUUCUGGCCAAGGCAAAUCUUCGUGGAAUCCUUAACAAGCAUACAUUUGGGAGCUUACCCCCACUGUAUCAACACAAACUUGUGCAAUUGUUACCAGAGGUUGACAGAUGUCCUGAUGGCAGUUCAAAACUGAGUAACACUGCCCUUAGCAACGAAUUUUUUGGCCGUGCUUGUCAAAAGUGGAGAGAUCGUCUUGCCGCGGGUGAAUUUACCCCAGAAUCCCAGCAGAAAAUCAGAGCUGAAGCCGAGCGGGACAAGGGAAAGUUGGAUCCAUGGAAAGUAAAACAUUUCGAACCAUUUUGGGGAACCAAAGGCGAAUCCUCUUCUCAGGAGCUCUCUACCAGACUUCCUUCAAGUAGUAAAGCUUGUUCAAGUGCAGCACCAUCCAAAAAGAAAUCGACCCCCUCAGACGUAGUUGAUGAAGAUGAAACUCCACCCAAGAAGCGAAGCAUGGUUGGUCGGAAAAUUGGAAGAAGACGAAUGAAACGAAAAAAACCAAUCAGAAAAAUUGUCAUAUCUACUCUAUUGAAUAGUGAAGACAAAACCCAAAUUACUUCAGAAGAAGCUACGUUAGUUUCCGAAGAAAUCUGCUCUAAAGAUGUUAUGUCGGUCGAAUCCUGUGAGAUAGCUGAGAUGCAGCCUAUCGAAAUCAUUGAGAUAAUCGAACCUGUUCACCCCUCUACCGACACAGAUGAACCUGAAAGCGUUUCUGGGGUUGAAUUUGACUCUUCAAAUGUUGAAAAGGAAGAAGUGUUCGCCUCAAACCCAACAGAAGAGAGCGACUGCGAAGAGCAGUCAUCAGUCCAAGUGACACCAUCAAAUGACUCAAUUAUAGAGAUUUCAAAUCGUCUGGAGGAGCCAUCGUUAACUGCCCCUCAACCAGUAGAGAUCAAUAUUGGUCAAGACAAAUUUGAUGGUGAAAAGUGGGAUGGUACCAAAACCCUAUCAGCGGAAUCGAAUAACCAAGUCGGGGAAAAUGCAAAUUUUGAAGUCCAGGAGAUGUCCACUGAAGUUCGUGCAUCUGAGGAAGAAGACGUUUUGUGUCUCAGUAAUCCUCCCACUAUUAAGGACUCACUACCGUCCUCGGACACGGAUGAAGAAAAGGAGUCUAAGGAACAAGAUGUCGAUGAACGACAAAUGGAAAUUGACGAUAGCCAGGCAUUAAAUGAAAUGAAAGAUUUUCUUAGUAGCAGUGUAGGGCACUUUGUUCAGGAAGAUUCGUCACCAGAAGAUUUUUUCCAGAGUCAUCAAGUGACGGAAGCUCUAGAGUUGUUGAGAGAUAUUCACGACAGGGAAGAGUCUGUACCUGUGAUAGCUGAACAGCAAAAGAUCUCGUCGCCAGAAAAUGUAACAACUCAUAAGCAAGAUGAAUUAGAUUCAGCUGUAGCUGGACGUUCGUCGCAAGAACAGCAACAGAUGAUUGAGCCUUCCGCAACGGAUAUUCAAGAUUCACUUUUGAAAAUGACUUCCGUAGCCAUUCCUGCACAACAACCAAAAGAUUUAUUGCCGAAAACAACCGAAGUACCUCUGGAGAACAGGACAGAUGAUUCUAACCGUAAAUCCGAGCCUGCUAUUUUGACUGGAACGACGCCGACAAAUGUUUCCACGAAACCUGAAAUACUAGAAAGUUCAGUUCCACGAGUCAGCACUUCCGAAGCGACUCCUGUUGUAAUCGAAACACAGAGUGUGGCGAAAAUUGAAGCGCCAGUUCAACAACCGACCACUGUAACCCUAACUCUGCCGUUUCCAGUGACACUGCCGCUGAACUUGCCUCUUACUUUGCCAAUCUCACUUCCGCCAGGCACUACACUGGUCGUCUCAGAUCCUUCCACCUUGGUGGGUAUCCGUACGAACACUAGCCACACGACAACAGAAGGUAAAACAAUUUCAUCGAUAACUUCUUUGACACCGAUUGCACUCAACAAACCUCGAGUAACCGCUUCAUCGUCGUCUCCGUCUCGGAUUCUUCCGAGAAGUAGUCAACCCGUCAGUGCCAGCAAUCCAGUUCCUGGAACUUCAUCCUCGGGGGCAGGUGGUUUGAUCGCCCCUCGUAAUGGAUCUGGCAAGCAAAAUCAGCCAUCAAGAGCUCCACCUGGAACGGUUAAUCUCGAAAGAUCUUAUCGGAUCUGCCAAGCAGUGAUCGAAAAUAGCCCAAAUUGCGAACAACUCAAGGCCCAGCUACGUCCCCCGUCUGCGUUCUCUAGCAGUGUUGUCGUUUUACCACCAUGCUCUCCAGUCACUGGUAGUACCAAUAUAACUGGCGCCAAUCGAUCAAGUACCAAUAAAAGUGGAUCCAAAAAUAGUUUGGGGGCGAAACCAAUUAAAGGUGGGCCGGUUAUGAAAAUUGCGAGUCAACAAGGGAUUGGUGAUUCCAAAAGUGUUCCUCAAUCCAUCGGCACCACUUCUCCGUCCAACAUUAUUCUUGUGCAUCCAGCAACUGCCAAUAUGGGAGUCGUUGAUCAGCAGUCGACCAUCGUUAAUAAAGUAGCUGCUCCGUCUACUGCCCAACUGCCGAGACAGCAACUCAUUUGUAUAGCUCCAAACAAUUCAGAGGUGGCGAAUCAUCCUUUGUCCAAGACUCCUCCAGCCAAUCUCGCCGGGAACCGGACUAUAGGAGUCUCUCAGCAGCAACUCAGACCCGCAUCAACUCCUCCACAUCCGAAACCACCCAUGUUUGCUAGCAUCCCUCCACAGGCUCAACAAUCAUCGGUAACGGUUCAAUCCUAUCAACAGCAACCACAACAACAAGGUGUUUCUGUCACUCAGCAGGUAAAUUAUCUUCCGUUCAAUAAUUGGCCUCAGCAGCAGCAGCAGUCACAACAGCAGCCACGGCAACAACAAGGCAGUACUCCUAAGAUAAUAGCACCAGCUACUGUUCGUACUGGAACACAUUCCCAGUCAGUUUUCGCCAAUCUUCAGCAAGCAAAUAGCAAUACUUCUUUUAUUCAAGAACAAAGUGUUCAACAACAAAUGCCAUUGGCUCCUCGAAUUCAGCAGCCAAUUAACAUAAGACAACGUACAGUAAAUACUACCCAGACGCAUCCGUAUGCUUCUUCAAGUGUCCAAGUCAACUUACAACCGAUGCAAAAUCAGCAACAACCAAUGCAAACGUCAACUAGCCAGCAGCAACAAGGGACUCGCCAGCCUUGGCCAGGACCACCGUUGCAGAAUAAAAAGCAGAUCAACAUUUCCGGAUCAUCGGCAGUUCCAGCACUAAAUCCAGUGGCUACACCACAGACACCUCCAUUCGUGCAAAAUGAUGUCCAGUUGGUGAGCAUGGGAAUGUCAAUGAGAGCUCAAGUGCCCGGAAAUGGUAGCAGCAUUACUCCACAACUGCCCAUCCACUCAGAUCCUUCUAAUACCGGAAAUUCUACCGACAACACUAACGACGAUGCAGUUGAAAAGGCUUCUCUAUCGACUGACUGCGAUUGCCAACUUAAAGCAAUGGUUAUGUGCCAGCGGUGUGGCGCAUUCUGCCACGAUGACUGCAUCGGGCCAACUCAACUCUGCUUUACUUGCAUUGUCCCGUGAACUAAAUCCCUCCCGCAUUUUCUUUUCUGUUAGUUCUCUCUUUCUUCUUCUUCGUUUGUGCAAAAAAAAAAAAAAAAUAAUUCAUUCGUCCAGUAACCAAUAAUCAAUUGGCAACACAGCGCGUUCGGCUUUCCAUUACAGUCGAUUCCAUAAUUCAUGAAGUUUAGAUCGUUUCCACUUUCCACCUGAAGAAUUUUUAAUUUUUUUAUGUUGGACCGAAAUUCAGACUUAAACUCACCUACUUGAGCAAUUUUUUAUUAUUUUUUGUGUUGUAGAAGUUUUGCUAUUGAAACUGCUGAAAUUUUUGUUUUGACAAAAAAUUCUCGUUCAUUUAAGAAAUCCCGCUAAACCAAGCGGAAGUUGUCGAAAAUUCUCUGAAAAUUAUUUUCUUUAUUUUCCGUAAUGCAAAGCCUUUGAAACGUAUAGCCAUAAAAUAUUAGUAUCACUUUGUCUUUUUCUGAAUUUUUCUUCCAAUAUUUCCGCGUAUUGGAUACUUUUUUGUUCUUUUUGGUCUUUUUUUUACACCAACCCACUCCUAGUCUGAUCUCUCUAUUUCCAAUAUCUUUCUUUACAUCUGCCGGUUUCAUUCUUUCUCUGUUUGUGGUUUCUUUAAUCUUUUCUUGUGUAACGACGAUUGUUUAUUUGCUUUAUGAUUGAUGAUUCUUGUUAUACCUUAAAUACCUUAUGGUGGUGAGUUGAAAUUGAACUUUGGAAGUGAAAUCAGAAAAUGUGCCUCUUACGUCCCCACCAUGUUAUACUACUACCUGUGUCGGUCCGAUGGUGAAUUUUUUGUUUAAUCUGCCCUCCCUCAUCAGUGCACUGCAGGGAGCUAUAUUCUUUCAAAUUUCAAUACACAUGGUUUGU